AUGAUGGAUAAGCUUCGAUGGGAUGGAAGAUUUGCGAAUCAUAGCAUGACACCAAGAAAGAUGGCUAAAAGGACAUGGUUUACAAACAUCAAAGUGGAUAAAGAGAUGACAAUUAACUACAUCAGAUCCUUGAGAAGCAUUGCCACACCUCAGCAGGUAGUUGGGGUGAUAGGCCGGAGAACAUUUUCUGCUGGUAAAGCAAAGAAGGGAUCUAAAGGUGGUGGGGCGACUGAUGCUCCGAAGGCAUCUACACUCAGCAAAGAAGUCAAGUCCACUACAGUUGUUGGUGCUAAUAUCCUCAAAGAUGGAACGGACCCUAAAAUCUUGGCAGACUCUGAAUACCCAGAUUGGCUGUGGCACCUGCUUGAUAAACGCCCAGCAUUGAGUGAAUUAAGAAGGAAGAAUACAGAAACUCUCCCUUAUGAGGACCUCAAACGCUUUGUCAAGUUGGAUAAUCGAGCAAGGAUCAAGGAGAACAACUCUGUCAGGGCCAAAAACUAA
Messenger RNA from Ilex paraguariensis (yerba mate), 501 nucleotides. The record is from the annotation of a GenBank genome assembly. Lineage: Eukaryota; Viridiplantae; Streptophyta; Magnoliopsida; Aquifoliales; Aquifoliaceae.